GAAAAAAUGAUCAACAACCAGCAUUCAUCAUCUCUGUCUUCUACUCAAAUUAGUAGAACACUCCAAACAAUGCAACAACAACAAUACACUCCCACACUAAACUCCCUGCAUUCGUACCAUCCACUGGGACCUCCAACAAUCUCAAUGUCAUCAUCCGUACCUCCAUCAAUGUCCAUAUCAUCUUCAUCAUCAUCUACCAAUAACAAGGAAUCCUUUGAUAAUUUUAAUAAUGUCGAUCCGCAAGCAAAAAAAGCCUUUGAUCACGCCAAUAAUAUUAUUGAAAAUUCCAAUCAGGAUAAAACAUUUUCUGUCUUUUCCAUUCCACCACGUGAGGCUCUCUCCUAUUAUUUGGGUGUUGAAGAACAUUAUCAAAGGGAACAAAUUAAACCAGUAUGUCCUUUGUGUAUGAGACAAGUACACUUCUCUGCAUUAUCUAAACAUGUAGUUUCAUGUGCAGAGUAUAGAAAUUCAUUAUUGGCCAUGGAAGAAUCACCUCCAAUUAAAUCGACUACUACUUCACCAUUCAUGCCACCUCCAUCAUUAUAUUCAUCAUCAAUGGAUUAUAAUAAUAGUAAUUCAUUAUACCCUUUAUUAGGUAAAAGAACGAAAUUAGAUAGUGAUAAUCUUUUAGGUGGUAGUAAUAAUAUGACUAGUAAUAAUUCAUUAUUGAUGAAUAGUGGUUUGCCUCAGUACAAUUUCUAAUGAGUUGAAAGCUCACUCAAUGAGACUGGAUUUAUUAUUAUUUGGUAAUUAUUGGUUUUGGAUUCAUGUCAACAAUCAAGGAUGCUGAUACAUUAUGCUCUA
This is a messenger RNA of Naegleria gruberi, 804 nucleotides long. RefSeq lists its product as uncharacterized. Bases 7 to 702 code for a protein of 231 amino acids. Lineage: Eukaryota; Heterolobosea; Eutetramitea; Acrasida; Naegleriidae. The transcript has 2 exons. The record is from RefSeq and is a predicted model, not a curated record.